UCUGAGCCCAUCCCCAGUUCGCCACCUCUCACUCUCACCUCACGUUCCAAAACGACACCACCCGUCCACCCCCAGCUCUCUCGCCUCUCUCCUCAGCUGGUUGUGGUUGUCGACUUCUUGCUUCGACUCUCGCCAUCAGCUACCUUCGCGAAACCAGAAACUGGUCCCCGAUCUGCCAAAGAUCCCAAACUAUUUCACAAUACACGGUCUUUGGCCUACAAAUUUCUCUUCUCCUUGGCCACAAUCUUGUGUUGAAAAGCCAGCGGAUUAUUUUAAGAGAAGCUCGAUUGAUACAUUGCAAAAUGGAUUAAACCAUUAUUGGCCAAGUCUAAAAUCAGAAAAAACGAACAUGGAGUUAUGGAUUGAAGAAUGGGAAAAACAUGGAACGUGUAGCCUUCAAAAGUUUAAUCAAUCUGAAUAUUUUAGACAGGCUAUAUCUAUUACAGAAUUUUUGGACAUUCUAGUUGUAUUCAAGAAGGUUGGAAUAAUUCCUCAUAGAACUAAAACUUAUAGUGGCAUUGACAUUGUUAAUGCAAUAAAAAAGACUAAGACUCGUCGAGUUGAACCCGAAAUUGUGUGCUUCCAAGAUCGGAGUGAUGUGUUAUUGCGGGAGAUUCGUGUGUGCCUGGAUGCUAACUUAGCCGAAUAUAUUUCAUGUCCUGAUACUAGAUCCAAAGGUGUUAUUUUAUGCAAAACAAAGUCUAAUGCUAUUAAAAUACCUGUGUAAUAUUUGUUUGUAUCCAAAUAUUAUUAUUAUUAAGUGUGAAAAAUAGGGAUCAAUUAUUGAUUCCCCAUAAAUAAAUAUGCUUUGUAUGUCCAGA
Arachis ipaensis is the source of this 821-nucleotide messenger RNA. Its product is annotated as ribonuclease S-7-like. Gene Ontology annotation, molecular function: RNA binding; ribonuclease T2 activity. Gene Ontology annotation, biological process: RNA catabolic process. Gene Ontology annotation, cellular component: extracellular region. Lineage: Eukaryota; Viridiplantae; Streptophyta; Magnoliopsida; Fabales; Fabaceae. The record is from RefSeq and is a predicted model, not a curated record.